Molecule: messenger RNA, 1026 nt
Organism: Penicillium pulvis
Lineage: Eukaryota; Fungi; Ascomycota; Eurotiomycetes; Eurotiales; Aspergillaceae
Product: zinc-binding alcohol dehydrogenase family protein
Exons: 2
Coding region: 1-1026 (341 amino acids)
Molecular function (GO): oxidoreductase activity, acting on NAD(P)H
Source: RefSeq, a predicted model, not a curated record
AUGGACAAUCAAGCCGCCUGGAUCACAUCUCCCAAGUCUACUGUCGAGAUCGGACCGGCCCCGAAAUACAUACCGGACGCCGGACAGGUCCUGGUGCGGAUAGAGUCAAUUGGAUUCAAUCCCGUUGAGCCUAAAAUACAGAAAUGGUCUGCACUCCCAUUUCCCUAUCCCGGAAUUCUCGAGGUCUCGUUUGCGGGCAUUGUGGAGCAAGUCGGUCCUGGAGUGACCUCUAUCCAAAUUGGCGAUCGUGUGGUCGUGAGCAAAUCCCAUGGAGAUGACAACGAUCCCAGUUUCAGCGCUUAUCAGAAAUAUGCUCUCGCUCGCGAAACACGCAUUGCGAAGCUCGACCUGAGUAUGUCACUAGAUGAUGCAUCCGUCGCCAUCACCAACUCGGCCACCAUUGUCGCUGCCUUGACUAUAAAGAUGGGCUUGGCUCAACCGCCAAUCACGGGCAAAGCCGCACCAAAUGGUAAGAGAGUUCUCAUUUAUGGGGGAUCUUCAAGUUGUGGGCGGUAUGCCGUCAAGUACGCAUCGGAUGCUGGAUAUGCAGUGAUCACCACCUCGUCAGCUGGCCAUAGAGACAUUGUUCAGCAGCAUGGCCCAACCCAUAUCAUCGAUCAUACCUUGCCUCAGGAGCAGGUGGUCAAAAGCCUCAAGUCGCAUGGUCCGUAUGAUGCCGUCUUCGACGCGAUCGGUACCCCACCCGUGACUGCCAUCAUGGUAGCCAUGUUUGAAGACAAAAAUGCCUCUUACCACUCAACUUUACCACUAAUGGGUUCUCCUCAGACCCCUCCAAUUGUCGAAAGGUUUUUUGCGAGUUAUGCGUCGCUGUUCGAUGAGGACGAUAACCAGGAGAUCCGGCGAUGGUUCUUCGAGGAAUAUUUCCCAGAGGGCUUGCGCAACGGACGGAUCAUUCCGAGUAUUAUCAUCAAGAAAGAGCAUGGGCUUAAUAGUGUACAGGAAGUUCUUGAUGUCAUGUUGGACGUUCCUGGAAAGAAGUUCGUGGUCAACCCGCAAGAUGAGUAA